Messenger RNA from Ostertagia ostertagi, 369 nucleotides. Lineage: Eukaryota; Metazoa; Nematoda; Chromadorea; Rhabditida; Trichostrongylidae. The record is from the annotation of a GenBank genome assembly.
GUCGCAAUCAAGAUGAUCAACACUCAGAAAGUAACGGAGGAAUUUCGCAGUAAAUUUCUUCCCCGAGAGAUUGAAUGCUGGAAGCGGCUCAAUCAUCCUCAUCUAGUCCGGAUCCUUGGCCACUAUGAAGCCAUGCAACACGUAUUUCUCACAAUGGAAUUCGCGAGAGGAGGCGAUAUGCUACAACACGUGCAGAGAAAAGGACCCGUGAAGGAGCACCAGGCGAUGAUUUGGAUGUCUCAAGUAAUAUCUGCAGUAUAUUACAUGCAUACGCGUGGAAUUGUACAUCGCGAUCUCAAAUUGGAAAAUAUCGUCAUCUUUCCGGACGAAGGCAUCAUCAAAAUCAGUGAUUUCGGAUUCGCACGUAGC